Molecule: messenger RNA, 2770 nt
Organism: Aricia agestis (brown argus)
Lineage: Eukaryota; Metazoa; Arthropoda; Insecta; Lepidoptera; Lycaenidae
Gene: Hsepi
Product: D-glucuronyl C5-epimerase
Exons: 8
Coding region: 234-1895 (553 amino acids)
Biological process (GO): heparan sulfate proteoglycan biosynthetic process
Cellular component (GO): Golgi apparatus
Molecular function (GO): heparosan-N-sulfate-glucuronate 5-epimerase activity
Source: RefSeq, a predicted model, not a curated record
GAAAAUAAAUUACAAAACUUGAAAACUGCAUCUGAUGUGCACAAAUACAAUUCGGUAACAAAUAAGGAAAAUAUAGCGUUUGUUGUGUAAAUGUUCAUCUAAUUCCGAGCGUAGUGAAAGAAUAUGUGAUGUUUAUACGUUAAUAGUGCGUUCGUGGACAUGAAAAUGUCUGGGAGAACGGCAUCCAUCGAUUAAUAUUUAACGAAUGGACCGGAGGGCGACAAGUGGGGGCAAUGAUGAUGGUGCGGCUGAACAUGAAGCUGGCGCUGGCGGCGCUGUGCGCUGUCGCGUUGCUGCUGAUGCUGUACUGGGCGCACUGCACCGACGACAGACACAAGCCCAUAGGUGCAGCGGCGCCGGCUGCGGAGCGGUUCGUGGCCAUCGAGUGCAGCAUCAACGGCGAGUACUCGGUCGCCUGCCGCCGUGACGCCGACCAGCUAUAUCUGCCGUUCUCCUUCAUUAAGAAGUACUUUGAGGUAUACGGAAAGCUGACAACUGUGAACGGUGUAGAGAGAUUCGAGUGGUCCCAUAGCUACAGCAAGGUAUACCAUCCAAAGAAGACGUACGAUCCUCGCGGUACCUUCACCACCUUCGAGAACUACAAUGUCGAGGUCCGAGACAGGGUUAAAUGCAUCAGCGGCGUCGAAGGAGUUCCGGUGUCCACGCAAUGGGACCCAAAAGGCUUCUUUUACCCCACCCAAAUCGCCCAGUUUGGACUAGCUCACUACAGCAAGAAUAUUACUGAGCCAGAGCCGAGGGUCAAAAUUUUGGAGGAUGGGGACAAAAUAUCCCAGAACUGGAUUAUCAGCAAAGAUGCGGUUAUGAGUAGAGAGUUUGAUCCGGAGUUAAAAAUGAAAGUCCUAAGUUUUGCGACGACCGAUCAUGCAUCAAGUCAGGUGUGGUUGAAGUUAGAUAUCGCUCAGGAUUUUGUGUUGACCAUGGACCUGCUUUUGAAGCCAAACUCCUCGAUGACCGUUGUGCUACAGAACAAGGAUAAGAAGGAGACGGUGUAUCUGCAUUAUGUGUUCAACAACCAGCUCAUCAGCGCAUUGGACGAUCACAUAUUCUACGGCGUGGGCGAGGAGAGCGCGUGGCGGCGCGUGACGCGAGAUCUCAUAGUCGACAUGCAGAAGGGCUGGCAGCUUCUCGACAGACCCAAGAGGAAAUCGCCAAGGAAUAAGUUUAAGAUAUCGAGCAUAAUCCUGCGCGGCUCAGGGUCACUGGGUUCAGCACAGUUGGCGACAAGCGCGCACACUGCGCAUUUCUACGCGGCCGCACGCUGGCUGGUACGCUCGCAGCGUCCCAAUGGCGGGUGGCCCGUACCCGCAAGACGUCGCGUCGCGCCGCACGUCCCAGACCUUACGCCUGGCUGGCACUCGGCGAUGAGUCAAGGUCACGGUAUCUCUGUGCUCGCCCGCGCCCACUACCGCAGCGGCGACGCGGCGUUCCUGCGAGCGGCGCGGCGCGCGCUCCGCGUGCUGCGGCUGCCGAGCGGCGCGGGCGGCGUGCGAGCUGUGUUCAUGGAUAAACAUGUGUGGUACGAAGAAUACCCCACCACGCCUCCGCUCUUCGUGCUCAACGGUUUCAUAUACACCCUACUCGGGUUAUACGACCUACACGCGAUAGCCGGCGACCGCGACGCCAAGCACAUGUUCGACGACGGCAUGGCGUCACUGAAAGCGCUGCUGCCUCUCUUCGACACCGGCAGCGGAAGCUUCUACGACCUCCGGCAUUUCACACUCGGAGUCAGCCCCAACAUCGCCAGGUGGGACUACCAUGCUACCCAUGUGAACCAGCUAUACCUCCUAGCGGGGUUGGAUCCCGAUCCGAUAUUGCUAAGCACGGCGAAACGAUGGGAGAACUACAUGAGCGGGAAACGAGCCGCGCAUAAUUGAAAUCGAGCUGGAACUCGGUAGAAAUUAUUCUCUGGCUGAGCCGAUUCUUGGAGAUUGGUGGAUCCUAUGGUCUUCUGUGGUUUGUCCUUGAAUCUACUGGUUGAUUUAUAAUUGCGGCAGAUUCUUGGAGAUUGUUCCGUGAUAUUAUGGUUGUCUGUGCCUGACUACGUGGCUGGUCAUACUUGCUGAGUGAUGCACAAUUUCCAUUUGUUUCGGAAACUUACUACGUUGGUAUUGUUCAACGCAGUAAGCGUUUACUAGCUGUUGCACAUGGUUGUCGAAUCCGAUUCGAAUUUCGCGUUGUGAAUCAGGCCCUUGGUCUGUGAUUAGUUGUCGAAUCUGGUCUAAGAUUCUUCGGUUCUGACCCUUGUCGGUUCGGGCAAAACCUUUUUAAAUAUCGAUGCUGGCGUUGAAGUUUAAAAAAAGAUUUUAUAUGGCAAUAUUGUUAGCUCUUUCGAAGGUCCGAUUCCAAUUUUAAGUCCUAUAUAAUUGGCUUGGUAGGUCGUAGGGCUACGGCCUGACUGUAGUUUAUCUACUCGAUAUGUAGCAUGGUUGUAGUUGACUGAAAUAUGUACCUGAAAACGCCUAUGUGACGAGCGAAAAUGUAAUCGCUCAGAAAAUAUGGUGAUUAUUGUUAGUCAAUGAGUUGUACUAUUUCCUUUAGAAUUGAAGCACAAGCUUUUUUUAAAUUGCAAAUAUAUCCUUUGAUAUUAUAUAUUUUAGAUUGGAUAGUAUAUGAUAUUGAUUAUAAAAGUGAAACCGCACUAGAACGACACGACACGGCGCGACACUUCACUUCCAUAGAAUUGAGUGAGUCUGACGUUUUACGAACGUCAGUUGUAAAUUGUAAUGGAAGUAAAGUGUCGCGCAGUGUC